Molecule: messenger RNA, 555 nt
Organism: Striga asiatica
Lineage: Eukaryota; Viridiplantae; Streptophyta; Magnoliopsida; Lamiales; Orobanchaceae
Source: the annotation of a GenBank genome assembly
UUGAGAUCGAAAAGUCAGCCUUCUCACAAAUUGAAAACCCUCGGCCCUCUUUCUCCAAAAUAUCCAUCGGCUUCACACGUCUCUUCUCCUCUAACCCGCCGGCGUUACAAGUCGCGACCAAUUAGCAAUUUCCGGCGAGAAGAUGAGCGGCGACCCUAUUCCUCUGUUCGCGAUGGAACGGUCCUUUCGCUGGCGUCAACCGCUGUCGAUCCCUCGCGAGCCCUUUCACCGGCGUCCUCGAGCACCUCCAUCGCCGAGCCGCCGUCGCACGCCGAUAAUAGAAACUCGUCGCCGCUGACCGACGGUAUCCCAGCACCGUCAAGUCCUUCGCCGAUGUUCUCCAGCCUCCGGCGAUUUCGGGCAUCGACUAUCAAUUGGCCGCGUCUGCUCGCGAGCCCCGACCACCGUCAGCCGAUUUCGAGCUCUCGACGACCGAGACCUCAGACCGCUGAGAGAGUAGUACCGACGAACAGAAAAGGUGAGACCCGACCUUUGGUGGCAGAGGAAGACCCCACAAUCGAGUUCUAUUCAGCCCCGUCCUCCGGCAACGGCUAA